This is a messenger RNA of Pipistrellus nathusii (Nathusius's pipistrelle), 1089 nucleotides long. Lineage: Eukaryota; Metazoa; Chordata; Mammalia; Chiroptera; Vespertilionidae. The record is from the annotation of a GenBank genome assembly.
AUGGAGCGCCCCGGAGCCGAAGAAGCAAAUUCCAGUGAGUGUGAAAAUAUGCCAGGGAAAAAGAAGACGUUAGAAGACUUUGAAGCCAAGGCUAUGGAUUCUCUGGUAGAUAUGCCUCUUGCUACUAUAGAUACUAAAGAUGAUUGUGGAAUCACUGAUGUACCUCAAGUAAAUUUGGAAAGAAGUGAAGAAAAUGAAUAUAAAGAUCAAAUAAAGAAGAAGAAAAAGUACAAAGACUAUCAACCAAACUAUUUCCUCUCCAUUCCAAUCACCAACAAAGAGAUUACAAAAGGAAUUAAGAUCCUGCAGAAUGCAGUAAUACAACAGGAUAAGCGCCUGGCCAAGGCAAUGAUGGGUGAUGGUUCCUUUCAUGUUACCCUGUUGGUGAUGCAGUUAAAUGACGAUGAAGUAAACAUUGGUAUUGAUGCUCUUUUGGAAUUAAAACCAUUCAUAGAAGAAAUCCUUCAAGGAAAACACUUGACUUUGCCCUUUCAAGGGGUUGACACUUUUGGAAAUCAGGUUGGAUUUGUGAAGCUGGCAGAAGGAGAGCACAUGAAUCCACUUUUGGAAAUUGCAGAGGUUGCAAAAAGGACAUUUCAAGAAAAAGGCAUCUUGGCAGGAGAAAGCAGAAGUUUUAAACCUCAUUUGACCUUCAUGAAAUUGUCCAAAGUACCAUGGCUCCGGAAGAUGGGAGUGAAAAAAAUAGACCCUAAAUUCUAUGAAAAAUUCAUCAGUCACAGAUUUGGAGAUGAAAUGCUACACCGCAUUGAUCUUUGCUCCAUGAUGAAGGAAAAGCAAAGUAAUGGUUAUUAUCACUGUGAGUCUUCAAUUGUGAUUGGCGAGUCCUCCACAGUCCUGCAGAGCUACAAAAGGGAUGUGUCCAGCUGGCCAAGUGGUGAUAAGAAUGGAGGUGAGCCUGAUGAUGCUGAACUGGUAAAGCUCAGUAAGAGGCUGGUGGAGAAUGCAGUGCUCAAGGCUGUCCAGCAGUAUCUGGAAGAAACACAGAACAAAAACAAGCCAGGGGAUGGGAGCACUGUGAAAACGGAAGAGGCUGAUAGGAAUGGCACUGACAAUGACAACAGGAAAUGA